Aspergillus ochraceoroseus IBT 24754 is the source of this 1736-nucleotide messenger RNA. Its product is annotated as alpha/beta hydrolase. Gene Ontology annotation, molecular function: hydrolase activity. Lineage: Eukaryota; Fungi; Ascomycota; Eurotiomycetes; Eurotiales; Aspergillaceae. The coding region runs from base 1 to 1467 and encodes 488 amino acids. The transcript is spliced from 2 exons. The record is from RefSeq and is a predicted model, not a curated record.
AUGAGCGCCCUCGGUAGUCCCAUUGCCAUACUCAUGGCGCUCCUCAUAAGGAUACCACUGAUCGUGAGAACAAUUCUCCUGCAUAGCAUCCGCCAAUCUCCAGCCACGGGAAAACAGGAUCUCCGUACCGAGCUAACAGUCACUUUUCUUCGUUCGUUCAUGAAUGGUGCUGUCUCCAUUAGUAAACAGCAAAAGCGGGCCAUGCGUGACCCUGGCAUCAAAGGCCCGCUAUGGGUUUCUAAGGUGAAAUUUCCUCAGCCGGAGCUCGACGACGUCCAAGAAGCCGUGAUCAAGGCAAUUGAGGAGCUGAAAUUGGGCGGCGAAACGUUCGAUCUUCCCGGUGUAGUGCCUGUUGAGGCUGAAUGGACGGGUUAUCGUCGUGGUGUGGGGAAGAAUGCACCCCAGCCUGAGAUGUCCGAGGAGCAAAAGUAUGCGGAGUUGAAAAAGGAGUCGAGGGAGGACAUGGUUAUUUUGUAUUUCCAUGGAGGAGCAUACUACCUCAUGGACCCUUGUACACACCGUCUUCCAACAUCCCAGCUGUCCAAGCGAACAGGUGCGCCAGUUCUAUCAAUUCGAUAUCGCCUGGCCCCUCAGCACCCAUUCCCAGCAGCCCUAGUAGACGCUCUUGUAGCCUAUCUUUCCCUUAUUUCUCCACCACCGGGAUCACUCCAUGCCCCUGUGCCUGCCAACAAGAUCGUGCUUGCUGGUGACUCCGCUGGAGGAAAUCUUAGUCUGGUCCUCCUGCAGACCUUACUAACCCUCCAUCGCACGUCUCACCGCGUCCGCUUCCACGGCCGCGACAUCCCCAUCGAGCCUCCCGCAGGUGUAGCCACCAGCUCCCCCUGGUGCGAUUUAACGCGCUCCAUGCCUUCUGUCUUCUCAAAUGCCAAAUUCGACUACCUCCCGCCUCCCAAGCAAACCCCUGAAACAGCCUGGGUGCCUCCUUCCAUCCCAGCAGACGAUAUCUGGCCUACUUCCCCGCCGCGAGUUGACUACUUCGUCAACGCCGAUGCCAUCUUACAUCCGCUUGUAUCGCCUCUCGCGGCACCAAAGCACCUCUGGAAGGACGCGCCCCCGAUUCUCAUCUCAACGGGUGAGGAGGGUCUCUCCGAUGAAGACCUAAUUCUCGCUCGUAGAAUGCACCAAGGCGGGGCUCCUGUCGUUGUAGAGCAGUUUGAAGGCAUGCCACACUGCUUCGGACUUGUCUUCCCAGGUACAUCUUCUGGGAGCCAGUUCUUCGACCGCAUGGCGAAGUUCUGUCGUGACGCUGUCGCAGGAAAAGUCACGCCUUCUGGGAAAUUGUCUUUUAUUGGGUUUAAAGCUACCUCGAAUCGGGAAAUUCCUUUACCUGACGUUAGUCCAUUGACAGAUGAAGAGGUUGAUCAACUCCUGCAAACUUCUGCGGAGUGGCGGAUGCAGGGUGAGAUGGAGUUGAGGAAGCAAUGGGUUGCGAAGGCUAAGCUUUAGAUUUCAUUGAUACCCUUUCCUUUGCGCAUAUCUCGGAUCAGCCGUCAAGCCUACAAAUCUUAAGUGUAAGGAAACGAUGCGCUCUAUAGUGAUAUUAGACAGGACACUUAACUAAUAUCAUGGAUCUUACCGAAAAUCACGACAUAGCUAAAGAGUAGAGGACAUGCCGUAUCCUCCUAACAUCUAGACAAGCACGAAGGGAGAGGAGGAGAGGAGGGAUAAAGCGAGGCUCUAGUGAAAUCUGUAAGGAAGGAAUAAAUCUUUUGGAG